Molecule: messenger RNA, 1762 nt
Organism: Perca flavescens (yellow perch)
Lineage: Eukaryota; Metazoa; Chordata; Actinopteri; Perciformes; Percidae
Gene: dnaja3a
Product: DnaJ heat shock protein family (Hsp40) member A3a
Exons: 12
Coding region: 63-1556 (497 amino acids)
Biological process (GO): mitochondrion organization; response to heat; protein folding
Cellular component (GO): mitochondrion
Molecular function (GO): heat shock protein binding; protein kinase binding; ATP binding
Source: RefSeq, a predicted model, not a curated record
GCAUAAUCUUGAAUCACACUGAAUAUCUUUGCGUUCUCUGUGACGCCCACUCCGUACCGGACAUGCGCAGUGUGUCGGGAGCAGGGGCCGGUGUUGGAAUGAUGGCGUCCUCGGCUGCCCGUUGUUCAUCACGCUGGAUUACAGUCAUCGUGUCCUCUGGACAUCGCAGGGCCGCCGGUGCUGUCGUCUGCACCGGCAAUGGAGGGGUCCGCAGUAUCUCUACUGUGGGAGCGGAACGACUGUGGCGGGGAGGGAACCUGAUGUGUGGCGGAGCAGGGAAAGCGUUGACAUUGAGAGGGCUGUCAGGUGUCAAAUCGCCCCAUGCUGCCUGCACACUGUCCUUUCACACUAGUGCCCCUGCUAGCAGCAAGCAGGACUUCUACCAGAUCCUCGGCGUACCUCGCACAGCAACGCAGAAAGAGAUCAAGAAAGCCUACUACCAGAUGGCCAAAAAGUAUCACCCUGACACCAACAAAGAUGACCCACAAGCCAAGGAAAAAUUUGCUCAGCUGGCCGAAGCUUAUGAGAUCCUGAGUGAUGAAGGAAAGAGGAAGCAGUACGAUACGUAUGGCUCAACGGGCUUUGAAGCUGGUCAGGCCGGUGGUGGAGGGCAGCGCUACUGGUCUGGACAGGCCAGCAGUGUGGACCCAGAGGAGCUCUUCCGCAAGAUCUUUGGGGAAUUCUCUGGAGGCCGGGGGUUUGGAGACUUCAAUGCCAUAUUUGAACAGCCACAGGAGUACAUCAUGGAGCUGACAUUCACUCAGGCAGCAAAAGGAGUCAACAAAGAGUUUUCCGUUAACAUAGAAGCAGCCUGCGAGCGCUGUGAUGGUAAGGGUCACGAACCAGGCACCAAAGUCCAGCACUGCAACUUCUGCAAUGGCUCCGGCAUGGAAACCGUGAACACAGGCCCGUUUGUGAUGCGCUCCACAUGUCGUCGUUGUGGUGGCAAAGGCACAGUCAUUUCCACCCCCUGUCACUCCUGUAAUGGGGUGGGACAGACCAAGCAGAGGAAGACUGUGAUGGUCCCUGUGCCUGCAGGAGUGGAGGAUGGUCAGACUGUCAGAAUGCCAGUUGGUAAAAAGGAGAUCUUCAUCACAUUUCGGGUCCAAAAAAGUCCUGUGUUCAGGAGGGACGGCGCAGACGUCCACUCUGACCUUUUUGUCUCUGUGGCGCAAGCUAUCCUGGGUGGCACGGCCAGGACACAAGGCCUUUAUGAAACCCUAAACUUAUCAAUCCCUGCAGGCAUCCAGAUAGACCAGAGGAUUCGUCUGUCAGGGAAGGGGAUCGCUCGCCUCAGUGCCCAUGGCUUCGGAGAUCAUUAUGUCCAUGUCAAAAUAAAAGUUCCCAGGACACUGACAGACAGACAAAGAGCUCUGCUAAUGAGCUACGCUGAGGAGGAGACGGAUGUGGAGGGGACAGUAAACGGUGUCACUAACACCACCACAGGUGGGGGAAGCAGUGGUAAGCAGUCUGAGGCAGGGCAAAGCGAGCAUGACAAGAAGGAAGGAGAGGGGGGCUUCUUCUCCAAAUUAAAGAAAUUGUUUAGUUCUUUCUGACAGCCGCAAACCAGGUAAAAGGUCCUCCUGGAACUGAGAAACUUCAUCAGUAGAUCAGAAUGCAGAAGGGAGGACAGCAUAAAGCAAGCACAGUCACAUUAUAAAGGGACAGGUGGCUAAGGAGUAUUGGGCGUUGGAUGAGGCCUAUUAAGGUUCUGGAUGGAUCAGUACGGACCGACCUACCCAGCCCUGCAGUGAAUAAGACA